Molecule: messenger RNA, 2330 nt
Organism: Triplophysa rosa
Lineage: Eukaryota; Metazoa; Chordata; Actinopteri; Cypriniformes; Nemacheilidae
Product: solute carrier organic anion transporter family member 1C1-like
Exons: 15
Coding region: 209-2212 (667 amino acids)
Biological process (GO): transmembrane transport; sodium-independent organic anion transport
Cellular component (GO): membrane
Molecular function (GO): protein binding
Source: RefSeq, a predicted model, not a curated record
UUGAGUCAACACCAGCUAAUGGCUAUUGGGUAAACUAAAGUCCUCCUGAGAUAUUUGGAGAUACACCCCUGGCUAUUUCCCAACAGCAUGCAUAGGUGCCCUCUUUUAAUGUGAAGAGACACCUGAACAGGACAUACAUCCGUACUUGCACGUGAUUUUCACUGUGACAGCAGAGGGUAGGCCAGAACGGUUCAGUGACCAAAGAACAAUGGAGUAUUCAGAGAUCAACCAGAAACAAAAGUCUCAAGGCAGUUGCUGCUCCCCAACUCUAAAGAGCUUUAUUGGUGUGCUUGCCUUCUCUUUUUUCACCAAAUCCCUGACGGGGAGUUACACCAAGAGCACCAUCACUCAGAUCGAGAGAAGGUUUGAUAUCUCGACCUCCACUGUUGGCGUCAUCGAUGGGAGCUUUGAAAUGGGUAAUCUGUUGGUCAUUACUGUAGUAAGCUACUUUGGUGCCAAGUUUCACAGGCCCAAGAUCAUAGGAGCAGGAGCCCUGCUGAUGGCUGCAGGCACACUGUUAAUGGCUCUACCUCACUUCCUGAUGGGCCGAUAUGAGUACAAGACCGUUGCCACCCACACUAAUGAUGCUGAUCAUUUUACUGUGAGCUCUCUCUGCUCACCUGUCACCCAGAAUCCUUUUCAACAGCCUGUUUCUGGGUGUCAGAAAGGGGAAGAGGAAGGCUCGCCAAUGUGGGUUAUUCUGCUGGUGGGGAACAUUAUCCGUGGCAUUGGGGAAGCCACCCUUGUUCCACUGGGAAUAUCAUUCAUAGAUGACUAUGCACGCCCGGAAAACUCUGCUUUUUACAUUGGCUGUCUGCACACGGUUGGAGUGAUUGGACCUCUGUUUGGUUACUCGCUUGGAUCUCUCUGCGCUAGUCUUUAUGUGGACAUAGGCUUAGUUAACGCAGACAGUGUGAGCAUCACACACCAGGACUCUCGAUGGGUCGGGGCCUGGUGGCUGGGUUAUGUGGUUGCAGGAAGUCUGACUCUUCUUGCUGCUUUACCUUUCUGGUUCCUUCCCCGAGCUCUUCCUGAAACUCCUCAGACCCCUGAGGUAGAGCAGCCCUCAAAUCAGCACCAACACACACCCAGUGUUAAAGAAAUAGCCAAAGGUUUUGGGCCAUCUCUGAAGCGUUUGCUCUCAAACAAGAUUUAUCUCCUGUACAUCAUUUCCAAUCUUCUGAUGUUUAACGGGUUCAUCAUACUUAUAACAUACAUACCCAAGUACUUGGAGCAGCAGUUUGGAAAGAGCACAUCCAAGACCAACUUUCUAAUAGGAGUGACUAGUAUGCCAUCUGUGGCUCUGGGUAUUUUCCUCAGUGGGGUGAUAAUGAAGAAGUUUAAAUUGGGCCUGCUGGGAGCCGCCAGAGUUGCGUUCUUUACAUCGGUAGCUGGAUUUCUUUUCACUUUGCCUUGUUUUGCUCUAAGCUGUCAAAAUAUUAAUGUUGCGGGGGUCACAGCUACCUAUCAAAGAUCAAUGGAAGUCCAAACUAGGGGUUCACUGUCUUCAUGCAAUGCUGGAUGUGGUUGCCCCGACAGCCAAUGGGAUCCUGUGUGUGGAGAGAAUGCAAUCACCUACAUCUCUCCCUGUCAUGCUGGCUGUAACGCCACCCACGGCACCGGACGCAAUAUGACUUUCCAUGACUGUGCAUGCAUCAGGAGCUGGGGGCUGAGUGCCAAAAACUCCUCUGCAGCUCUUGGACAGUGUUCACGAGAGAGCAGCUGUUCUAAAAUGUUCUACAUCUUCCUGGCACUGCAGUCUGUCAGCUUCUUUGUGUACUGUCUGGGCAGCACUCCUCUCUUCAUCAUCUCAUUAAGGAGUGUGGAGCCUGAACUAAAGUCUCUCUCAGUGGGGAUGUUACUGCUUAUUUUACGAGUCCUGGGUGGUAUACCUGCUCCCAUUUAUUUUGGUGCGAUUAUUGAUUCUACCUGUCUGAAGUGGGGUUAUAAGAAAUGUGGCGGAAGAGGCGCGUGCAGAAUGUAUGACAUACAAACUUUAAGGUUCCUAUUUCUGGGACUGAUCAGCUGUUUGCGGGUGUUUGGUUAUGCUCUGUUCUGGAUAGUAGUCACAUACAUUAAAAGAAAUGAAGAGACUGAUCAAAAGGGGGUUGAGAACAUAGAACUCCAGAAGCCAGUGCUGUGUGAUCCAGAGACAGAGGAGGCUUUAAAGAACAAUGAGGAGGUUCAGAAAACUCUGAAAGAGUUUGCAUGAUGGCUUGAUACAUGUUGUCAUUUUUCUUGGUGUUUUUUUCCUCAAAGUUGCAGUGUUAUUGUAAUGUCAGUAUUGUAAUGACGAGAACAUUAACAAAAGUACGCAUGUCAUUUUUCUC